Molecule: messenger RNA, 850 nt
Organism: Phodopus roborovskii (desert hamster)
Lineage: Eukaryota; Metazoa; Chordata; Mammalia; Rodentia; Cricetidae
Gene: Nccrp1
Product: NCCRP1, F-box associated domain containing
Exons: 6
Coding region: 23-823 (266 amino acids)
Biological process (GO): glycoprotein catabolic process; SCF-dependent proteasomal ubiquitin-dependent protein catabolic process
Cellular component (GO): cytoplasm; SCF ubiquitin ligase complex
Molecular function (GO): ubiquitin protein ligase activity
Source: RefSeq, a predicted model, not a curated record
CCCAGUCGCCCAGACCUUAGGGAUGGAGAAGACACAGGACAGCGACGCGCUCAGCGGAGGGAUGGGAGCUGAGGGGUCCCAGAACUGCGAGGAGCUGCCCCCGUCUCCGCAGUCCCCGCCACCGCCGCCGUCUCCAAGGUCUCCCUUGUCCCCGGAGACGCCCGAGCUCCCACAGCCCAAAGUGCCGACCGAGGUGGAAGCCAGGCAGCUGCUGCUGGAAGAAUGGGGACCCCUGAGCGGGAAGCUGGAGCUGCCCCCGAGCCUCAGCUGGAAGCUGCUGUUUCUGGAGCGGCCGCUCUACCGCAACCUGCUCAGCUCACCCAACCCCGAAGGCAUUAAUAUCUACCAGCCGGCGCCCCCUACGGGUCCCACCCGGAAACCCCUGACGGACCUGGGUAAUUUCCGCGGAUGGUACAUUACUACUGAGAACCUUCAGGGGCCCCUCAGCUGGACCGUGAAGGAGCAGUGUGUGAACCUGCUGGCCAAGAAGCUCUGGGAAGAACUGCUGGAUGACGAACAGCCUGACAUCACCAUCAUGGACUGGUUCGAGGACAGCCGCCUGGACCAGUGUGUUUAUGAGCUGCACGUCUGGCUGCUAGCAGCUGACCGCCGCACCGUCAUUGCCCAGCACCACGUGGCCCCUCGGACCAAUGGGAGAGGUCCCCCUGGCCACUGGGUUCAGGUGUCCCACGUCUUCCGCCAGUACGGCCCCGGAGUGCGCUACGUCCACUUCCAGCACAAGGCCAAGAACCGCAUGGAGGCCGGAGGGCUGCGGAGGACAAGGGUGACCGACUCCUCCGUGUCGGUGCAGCUCCGGGAGUGACCACGGCCAGGCUCUCCAGCUCCGUCA